Lindgomyces ingoldianus is the source of this 1019-nucleotide messenger RNA. Its product is annotated as 60S ribosomal protein L7-B. The transcript is spliced from 5 exons. Gene Ontology annotation, cellular component: cytosolic large ribosomal subunit. The record is from RefSeq and is a predicted model, not a curated record. The coding region runs from base 73 to 822 and encodes 249 amino acids. NCBI's taxonomy places the organism in Eukaryota, Fungi, Ascomycota, Dothideomycetes, Pleosporales, Lindgomycetaceae. Gene Ontology annotation, molecular function: RNA binding; structural constituent of ribosome. Gene Ontology annotation, biological process: maturation of LSU-rRNA from tricistronic rRNA transcript (SSU-rRNA, 5.8S rRNA, LSU-rRNA).
CAACUUCUCCAGCCUCCCCCGCCAGCUUCACCACCAGCUUCACUCCCAGUUUCGGGUCUUGCAUUAGUAACAAUGGCCGGAAAGACAACCGUCCCUACACAGGACAGCCUUGUCCCCGAGUUGGUUCUGAAGAAGAACAAGGCCCAGCAGAAAGUCGCCGCUGCCCGCGCUGCUGAGCUGCAGAAGAAACGCGAGGCCAACAAGAAGAAACGAUCCGUCAUAUUCGAGCGUGCGAAAGGCUAUCUGGCGGAGUACCGCAAAGCAGAGCGCGACCUGAUUCAGGCAAAGCGCUCUGCGAAGCGGGAUCACUCAUUCUUCGUGCCAGCUGAACCCAAGCUCAUCUUCGCGAUCCGCAUUAAAGGUAUCAACAAGAUUGAUCCCAAGAAGCGCAAGACGUUGCAACUCCUCCGGCUCCUUCAGAUCAACAAUGGCGUCUUCAUCAGAGUGACGAAGGCUACAAGUGAGAUGCUCAAGAUCGUCGAGCCCUUUAUCGCCUAUGGAUACCCAAAUCUCAAGAGCGUCCGUGAGUUAAUCUACAAGCGCGGAUACGGCAAAGUCAACAAGCAGCGCCUCCCGCUCUCAGACAAUGAUAUUGUCGAAGAGCAUCUUGGCAAAUUUGGCAUCGUCUGCAUCGAAGACUUGAUCCACGAGAUCUACACCGUCGGUCCCAAUUUCAAGCAAGUCUCGAACUUCUUAUGGCCCUUCAAGCUCUCCAACCCUACGGGUGGCUUCCGGCCUCGAAAAUUUAAACACUUUAUCGAGGGAGGAGAUCUUGGCAACCGCGAGGACUAUAUCAACACUUUGAUCAAGCAGAUGAACUAGGGCUCGAAUUGCUUUGAAGGAUUAUGCUGGCGUAACGCGGGUCUGCUCGAUGAUUCCCCACGAAGGCCAUAUGCUUUAACCUUGGUCAACGAAGCCCUGGACGAAUAAAAGUGGUCUGGGUUGGUCGAUAGGCUUUUGCAAUGCUGUGAGAUGGAUGCAGGUUUGCGAGCUUACUCGGCAAGAAUCAGGCACCAAUC